AUGACACUACAAGACUCAAUUGACCUCACACAUGUCGGUCCCGCAACCACUUCCACCGAAUCGCUACUGGUCUUCUUCAUUACUGGAAAUCCGGGCCUCAUAGGAUACUAUCGCACUUUCCUCACGCUGUGCUUCGAUAGCCUUCGAACCAACUACUCGGGCUAUCACAUCAAACUCGCAGGAACGAGCCUUCGUGGGUUUGGAGUGCAAGACGAUAAACAUCAACAUGCUGUCAGUGACAAUGCAGAAGGACCAUAUGAUUUGGAAAAGCAGAUAGAGCACAUGGGCCAGAUGCUCGAAAGAGCAAUUGAGAGCCAUGCAAGACAAGAUUGUACGACGAAAGUGAUAUUGAUGGGUCAUUCGGUGGGCUCGUACAUUCUGCUCGAGGUCUUGAGACGGCGGAAGCAAAACCCAACAACCCAGCAAUUGAGCAAUGAUGCCAAAGUCAUUGGUGGAAUCUGUCUGUUUCCUACGGUCACUCAUAUCGCAAAGAGUCCAAGCGGCAAGAAGUUUAGUNNGUAUNNAUAUCUUGCUGGUCACGAGAUGAAGACCAUAACGACGGACGCUUGGGACGACGAGCUCUGGGGUCUCUCAAAGGCACAGAACUCGAGCGGCAACAAGACGAAGCUGUACUUUUAUUUUGGCACCGACGACCAUUGGGUUGCCAACGAGACUAGAGAUGAGCUCAUCGCUGCCAGAGCUGCAACGGGAAAAGUGGGAGAAGAGGACAAGCCCAUCAUGGAGAUCGAUACGCAUGGCACUCCUCAUGGUUUCUGCAUCACCGCUGGGCUCCAAGAUCGUCUGGGCACGAUGCUUCCGUCAACAUAA
Molecule: messenger RNA, 828 nt
Organism: Aureobasidium uvarum
Lineage: Eukaryota; Fungi; Ascomycota; Dothideomycetes; Dothideales; Saccotheciaceae
Source: the annotation of a GenBank genome assembly